AUGCCAACGGUGUUGCUGCGCCUUUCAGGAGUCUUUGGAGACCACGGAAGGGCGCCGGCGGCUGUUGCUGAACUGCCUUGCGACGCUGGUGCGGAGACCGUGGAAGAACCAGCACCAGCAGUGGCUGAGGGUUGGAUGUUGGAGGCCAUUUGCCUGGGCGGCUCCGCUGAUUUGUGCAAGGUGGUGGUGAUCCUGCUCAGAGGACCCUUGCUGGCCAUCCUUGGUCCAGUGGGCAAGGUCUUCGAGUGGAUCCUAAAGCCCUUGCUCUUUGUGGACGAGGUGAUUCCUCCGCAAGUGCUGGAGGUGGUGCUUGUUGUGACCCUUGGAGGUACGUUGACCUACUUGUGCUACAAAAAACCUGACGUAGCUUGCCCUGUGGUGCUGCUGGUCCUCCUGGUGGGUGGGUAUUGGUUUCUUUCUGCGACCAUUUGGUACCGCCCCAUCGACGCGGCUGAAGACUUUGCAAUUGGCAACGUGACGCUCAUCACAUGA
Messenger RNA from Cladocopium goreaui, 492 nucleotides. The record is from the annotation of a GenBank genome assembly. Lineage: Eukaryota; Dinophyceae; Suessiales; Symbiodiniaceae.